UUCCAUUUUGUCUAUUCCUCUAUUUAUAGACUCCUUGCUUCGUUCAACUUUUAAGAUGAUAGAAGAUACAAAAUCAUGGCAGUCUCCAAUCAAAACAAGAGCAUUCCUGCAGAAGAUGAGAGCAAAUAUGACCGAAGAAACAGAGAACUCAGAGCCUUCGAUGAAACAAAUGCCGGUGUUAAGGGACUAGUAGAUGCUGGUAUCGAUAAAGUCCCAUCCAUCUUCAACUGCACAGAGUUCGGCUUCAAUGGUUACCUGAAUGCAACACCAGACGGACCCGGAUUCGACAUUCCCAUCAUAGACCUUGAUGGCAUCCAAACAGACCCUGCUCGGCGAUCCGAGAUAAUUCGCCAAGUCCAAGAUGCAUCUGAGGGAUGGGGAUUCUUCCAGGUCAUCAAUCAUGGGAUACCCUCAAGUGUUCUGGAGGAGACCAUAGAUGGGAUCCGCCAGUUCCACGAGCAGGACACAGGGGUGAAGAAACGGUUCUACACAAGGGACCUGAGAAGUAAGGUUAUUUACAUGUCAAACUUCGAUCUGUAUGAGGCACCGGCUGCUAACUGGAGGGACACUUUCGUUUGUGGUGUGGUGCCUAAUCCACCAGAUCCCGAAGAAUUGCCUGGAGUUUGCAGGUGGGAUAUUAUCAGAGAAUACUCGAUGCAAAUGAAAUCACUUGGGAUCACGCUCUUUGAGUUAAUAUCAGAAGCUCUAGGCCUGAAACGGGGUUACCUGAAAGAAUUGGUCGAAGAUGAAGAGAGGAUUCUUCUUGUAGGGCACUACUACCCACCGUGCCCCGAACCCGAGCUUACUCUGGGCUCUACAAGCCACCAGGAUGAUGACUUUCUCACCAUACUCUUACAGGACCAAAUCGGUGGGCUUCAGGUUCUUCAUCAGAACCACUGGGUUGAUGUUGUUCCAGAUCGUGGCGGCCUCAUCGUCAAUGUCGGUGAUCUUCUCCAGCUCAUAUCCAACGACAAGUUUAUAAGUGUCCAGCACAGGGUGCUAGCCAAGAGGGAAGGCCCGAGGAUCUCAGUGGCAUGUUUCUUUAAGUUGCAAUAUCCGAAGGGAGAUGCACCAAGACACCUAGGACCAAUCCAGGAGUUAAUAUCGGAAGGAAAUCCACCGGUCUACCGGCACAUCAAUGUGAAAGAGUACUUUGAUCACUUCUACGGUAAAGGGCUCGAUGGCAACCCUGCUUUGACUCCUUUCAGGUUGUGAUGUUUCUCAAGAAAUAUCUGCCCCAGAAAUUGCAGCCUCCAGGGACAUUCCAGUUAACAUAUAGUCGAAUUGAGAUGUUGUAUGAUUGUAAGAUUAUGUAUAGACCCGCUUUUUCCUCUCAUAUAGCUAUAAGGACGGAUUGUUUAUCACGACCGGUCGAUUGAAUAGCAUAACAGUUUCCUUUAUUUU
Punica granatum (pomegranate) is the source of this 1404-nucleotide messenger RNA. The record is from RefSeq and is a predicted model, not a curated record. NCBI's taxonomy places the organism in Eukaryota, Viridiplantae, Streptophyta, Magnoliopsida, Myrtales, Lythraceae.